CCUUCUCCGCAGCAUCAUCGUCAACUUCUUCUCUCUUUCUCUCUCUUUCCUUCACUCUGCGGCAUUCACUUCUUGUACUUGAACUUUUGCCCGAAACAGAAUAUUUUAAAACUAUGGAGGACACUGCAGUCAGCCUGGCACAUCGAUACGCCAAUGCUGCUGAAGAACACCAAGAACGCAGUCAAUGGGCAGAAGCCGUCGACAUGCACUUCAAGGCUGCUGGUAAUCUAUUCCCUUCCCCCCGUAUCCGUAUCCUCAUCCUUUUUUUUCUCUUUUCUUUUGAACACUCGGCCGAAAAAAAAAAAAAAAAAAACGCUCACUGAUCCCUGGACUUUUCUUCUGCGCGGUAUACUCAUUGUAUUAGACCAAUUCUUGCUCGCAACACAUGAUACCCAGAACCAAGAAGUUAGCCGGACACUCAAACUCAUGAACGCGAACCACAUCCGCCAAGGAAAAGAUCUUCAGCGUCGGAUUGCCAAGGCCGCAGCUGUUGCAGAGGCCGCCGCUGCUGCUGCUGCCGCUUUAUCUAUACCACCUCAGAAACAAUCGGGCGUCGCACGGACAAAAGGCGACGGAAGCCAUCACCCUACGUCGUCUGCUACUGCAUCUACAGGGACUGGAGCUUCUGGAUCUGGAUCUGGAACCGGGUCUGGGUCGGGGGGGACGAAUUCAGGUCGGCGGCGGCGAGAGAGUGGGGAUUCAGGACAUCAACAGGGGAAUACUGGUGGACUUGGACAGAGGCAUAUUAAUUUGAGGAACAAGUCGGGGUUGGGAGACCUUGAUCUGGGGGAGAAGGAGAAGGAAGAGGAUGGAGAACAUAUUACGACAUCGGAGCCUUCGAGUAAUUCCUCGUCGGCGAUCAUCGAGGAGUCCUUCACGCUUAUCAAGAACCAUGUUAAAGAUGAUUCGGAUCCGUUCAACAAAUUCUGGGAUGCGGUCGAAAACCUGGUCCUGAAAAUCUCCAGUCCCGUUGCCUUCACCUCCAUCCCCUUGGACGGCGACGAUCCCAUGCUCCUGAACUCGCCUUCCUCCGAAGAUCCGCCACCAUCGCCUUUCACUCCCAUGGAUGGACUCUAUGCCAACCAGAAUGAUCCCACCAGGGCCCCACUCCCACAAACCCUGAUUGCUAACCAGGCUCAGUCCCGGUCAUCGAAACUCCGUGGCGUCGAUCCUUCCUCGAUGCACGAGUCGUUCUUUAUUAUCGAUGCACCCUCUGUGGCAAAUUCACAGAUAAGGGGCCAUUCACGGGUCCGAUCCGAUUCAGGGUCCUCCUCUGGUUCGGUGGUGACCGGUCGACCGGGGUCGUCGUCGUCGUCGUCGAGUGCUCAGAGGAAAGCAGAGAUAGCGACGAGGAGUCCGUCCAAGACGUUGGAGGAGUAUGCGAUUGAGAACCAGCAGCUGAAGAUAACGUUGGAUAAGCUGUCGAGACGGAACUUGAAACUGGAGAAGAAUCUGGAGGGGGUCAUGCAGAUGAGUGUGUGGCAGAAGGAUCUGCAGCGGUCGGCGAUGCAGCUGAUCAGGAGUCAGGAUGUUCUGAGACCGGUGAAGCAGUCGAUCCAGGACUUGUCUGCAGAAAAAGGAAACGCGAUGGCACAGAAACUACAGGCGGUGGUGGUGGCGGCGGCGGCGGCGACGAGCAACACGGUCCCUUCCAUGUCCAUCGGCACACCUAUGCCUGGCUCAACACUCCCCGGCGCCCAAACGAAUUCGAACCCAGCAACGAUGCAGACACGGCUUUUGGAACUGGAAGAAGAAAACCUGAAGCUCAAGCUCGAAAACUCGAAGCUGAACUCGCUCAUGAAGAAAUACAAGCAACGUUGGGAGGACCUGAAGGAAUCGGCCAAAAAACGGAGGAACGCGACUCAGGAUGGCAUGGGAGAAAGCAGCAGCAACAGCAGCAGCAGCAGUGGCAACAGCAACAACAACAAUAAUAAUAAUAUACCCGGUGUAGACGCCCGCCCGUCCUUGUCUUCGGCUUCGUCUUCGAGUCAACGGCCACUCCUGCAAGCGAGCUCAUCUUCACCUAGCACUACUACAAAUUCGAAUCCGUAUUCGGUUUCGUCUUUGGCUGGGAACCCCCACGGCGGCGGUAGCCAUAGUAGUGUCCCCAUACGACCCAUGCCUCAACUGGCGCGAUCCUCUUCAGCAUCAGGACCAGUCGUGCUGGGAGGCGGAAGCUAUCAGCGGAGGAUCUUGAUGGAGAACAGGAAUGGAGGGUUGGAUUCGACGCCCAUGAAUAUGCAUCGACAUGUGGGAUCAGGGAUCGUUUCAGUAACGUCCCCAAGGGUGCUGGACACCUCUCCGAGGACGAACAUGAGUGGAGGUAUUUUGGCUGUCGUGCCAGAAGUACAGAAAGCGAUGAUGGUCGCGUCACCAUCACCACCACCGCCACCACCGGCGGGAAUAUCGCCACAGCCAAACACGAGUGGUAGCAAUGCGUUGUUGUCGGAUCCUGCGGUAAAGAUCAAUGCUGUCUCGCCUUCGACUUCAACUUUGAUUUCAACUCCCACUUCGUCUUCUUCUUCUUCUUCUUCGUCGUCGUCUUUGUCGUCGUUGGCGUCGGCGUCGGUAUCGGCGUCCCCACGGCCAAAUCCUGGUACGUAAAUGGAGUGAUUCGACGUCGUCCACGGGAGAGGGGGGGGGGGUUCUUUGAGAUCUCCUCAGGCAGGUUGGUUUUUGAGCAACAAGUUAGGGGAUCGAAAGGGUAUUUCCAGGACUUGCAAG
This is a messenger RNA of Gamsiella multidivaricata, 2724 nucleotides long. RefSeq lists its product as uncharacterized. The record is from RefSeq and is a predicted model, not a curated record. The transcript is spliced from 4 exons. Lineage: Eukaryota; Fungi; Mortierellomycota; Mortierellomycetes; Mortierellales; Mortierellaceae. The coding region runs from base 154 to 2604 and encodes 816 amino acids.